This is a messenger RNA of Caenorhabditis sp. 36 PRJEB53466, 699 nucleotides long. The record is from the annotation of a GenBank genome assembly. NCBI's taxonomy places the organism in Eukaryota, Metazoa, Nematoda, Chromadorea, Rhabditida, Rhabditidae.
AUGCCCUUCGUGGCAGCUGCAGCCGACGGUUCUCUGACCACCAACAAUUACUUCGUAACACUUCAUCCAUCGUUUUUUGAGUGAGUAAGGAUCAGUAUUCCUCUCCAACAUUCCAAUUUUCAUUUCAGUUCAAGCUACACGGCAGAGGCCCGCAUCGGAGUCGACGUGAAGGGAUCUGUGAAGCUAGUCAACUUGAAAAUAGCCAAGGAUCUCAAAGUGAAAAGUGUAACUUUCUACACCGGAUUGGCUCAAGCAGGCACUUUCAAAUACGAUGCGAAAAAACAAGUGCUCGCUGUCACUUUCAAAGAGCCCUUAAAGGUCGGAAAAGACGGCUACAUUGAGAUCGAGUAUUCUGGAAAGUUCGGGCCAACUGGAGCCAAUAAGGGCUUCUACCAUGUGGAGAAGGCGACGUACAAAACGAACUUGAAGGUAACCGGAUGGUCUUAACAAAAUAAGCUGAUGGUUCAGAACGGAAACGUUAUCAGCCUGUUCCCAAUACUCGAAGACGUUGCCGUUCCGGUAGACAUCGUCCUUGAUUUCGCCUAUGAAACGGAAGUGACGACCAAUCUGAAGACGAACAAGAAGAACGUCAAGCACUCGGAGCAGAUAAUCAGUGAUUUCAGCAGCGGAACCAAGAAGAUCAAGUUGUCCGAUGUGGAGUUCACGAUGGAAGUUCCUGGCAUUCUGAUCCUUGACUAA